Messenger RNA from Symbiodinium sp. CCMP2592, 2097 nucleotides. The record is from the annotation of a GenBank genome assembly. NCBI's taxonomy places the organism in Eukaryota, Dinophyceae, Suessiales, Symbiodiniaceae.
AUGCUGGCUUCUGAUGAUGAAUCAGUGCUAUCAGCAACUUCAGAGUCAGGUGAGUUGUUGGAGGCUUCUGAUGCAGAAGAUGUGAAGAGGUCUUAUCGAUCAAGGCGUCGGCGCGAAGCGAGUUUUGCUGGUAAAGCAGUUUGCCGUCGAGCUUUCCGAUCUCUUUUGGGCGUAGGCGAAACUACCCUGCAGCGUUUGAGAAGGGGGGAGAAUAUCUAUGCAAACAAAACCAGAACCCCACAGCCGAAGCACCCAACCUUUGGUUUCAUACUCCGUGGUGAAACAGCUGCCAAAUGGAUGGGAGUUGUGAUGUUCUUGUGGUACACGUACCACACCUCUGCAGAGUACAUGCCUGACAACUUUCGAGCUGCUACCAAAGGAUCCUCGUUUCAGGCAGUUGCAGCUUCUGACGAUACAGACGUGCAACUGAGAGCCGUGAACAGCUUCAUGAAGACUUUGCGCACACUCAGCUCCGAUGUAGAUGUUCACAACAUUGGACCGGGAACAUUCGCUGGGGAGAGACGUUUUCUCCCAUUUGGAUGUCGCUCAGAGAUGUAUUGGCAGUACCGGGCAUAUUGCGAGUCAAACAAGGAAUCUUGUGCAAGCUACACGACAUUUAUGCGGUUGGCCAAGAAAGUUCUUGGUGUGGGCCAGAGGGAGAGUCACUUGAAGUUCAGGAAGGUCAACGAGCAUGCAAAGUGUGAUACAUGUGUUCGUUUAAAGCAUGCCAUGAAAGCAAAGCUUGGGGUGGGCAAAUCUCGAGAGGACCAACAAAAAACGUACAUGCAACAUCUUUUAUCCCAGUGGCUGGAUCGGCAACUGUACUGGCAGUUCAGGACGAUGUCACAAACCUUUUUUCGGCAACACCUGAUGCUGGGUGACAGGAUCAUGGCCUCUUCCAUCGGUACUUCACUCAUGACACUGAUGAUCGACGGUAUGGAUCAAAGUAAAUAUAAAGUUCCCAGGAUAAGGGACCAGUCUUCAAAGCUCCUGGGCCGGCUUUUCCGGCCGACUUUGCAUGUGGCAGCUUGCUGGCUGCAUGGGCGAUGCUUGAACUUCUUUGUGGCGGAUGAAUGCUUGAAAAAGAACUCAGAAACACAACUGGAAAUGCUAGGGAGAACCAUUUCCGAAGUGAUGGAUUCCGGCAUGCGGCUUCCUUUUGGGCUGGCUUUGCAACAAGACAACACGUAUCGCGAGGGUAAAAACCAGUACGUCAUCGCCUACCUUUGUUUGUUGGUCUGCUUACGGGUCUUCCGGUAUACGGUCGCAAGUUUCUUGCGACCAGGCCACAGCCAUGAAGACCUGGACCAGGUCUUCUCGCAGCAGAGUGCAUUCAUUGGCCGUCACUGCUUUGAUUCCGCUUCGGAGGUUGUGCAGUUGAUAGACUCCACAUAUCGGCCAGAUGAUGUUGGGGAACGGGAAAGGAAACGAGCCAAGACUGCCAGUGUUACCAUGACGUGCGUCAAACUGGAUUCUGUGGCAUUGUGGCAGGACUGGGUUGCUGUCCUGGGUUUGCGCUUCAAGGGGCUGCGCAAAGUCGGCCAAGUUCGUUUCUGUCUUCGUGGAGACCUGGACCCUUCUUCUUAUGGCGGGUGUGUGCCACAUGAGCUCACAGGAUGUGAACCGAGCCCUGAAGACAUCAUGCUUCUUGCAAAACGGUUUAUGGCAGAUGCCACGCCGUACUAUGUGGCGUGUGUUGUCUCAGCUCAACGAGCGGCAGACCUGCGAAGCAGCUUUCAGCAGCCCACAGGUACGGCUGAUCGCCGAGCGAUCAGCCCGAAGGUUCGUAAGAACAUCACUGCUCUAGCACCGAAAUGUGUAAAUCAGGGCAUUUUGAGCCGCGAGGCAGAAGCCUACUUGACCAACUGGUGCGAAGGGACUUGGCAAAAGCAGCCGAGGCCUGUCUCUUACAGUCACUUGGAAUACCGCAGGCCCGACGAUCGGGUCUUCGGCGUGAAUGCAGUGGGCUCUCGCAUGCCUUGGCGAAAGCCUCCCCGUAGCCGUGUGAUCAACUUGCGUUCGAGCGCAGAACGUGGAUCUGACGAUGAGGCGUCGGACCACGAUGAUGCAGAAGUGGAUUUCGAUGCCCAGACUUAG